Messenger RNA from Fusarium keratoplasticum, 2283 nucleotides. RefSeq lists its product as uncharacterized. Bases 1 to 2283 code for a protein of 760 amino acids. The record is from RefSeq and is a predicted model, not a curated record. The transcript is spliced from 6 exons. Lineage: Eukaryota; Fungi; Ascomycota; Sordariomycetes; Hypocreales; Nectriaceae.
AUGGAGGAAAGCUCGGAACGUCCUGAACCCAAGGAUAGGGGACGAACACCCUCGUCGGGCAUACAGCAGCAAAUCGGACGUGGUCGUUCCCCAGUACCGGGAAGGGCCCGAUCACCGCGUUCUAGGUCAACUAAGAGGAAGGGCGCAAAGCCAACACCAACUGAGGCCGGAGCUAGUGCCGGUACAGAAAGGGACCCCUUGGGAUCUCUCUCAGGCACCACCCUCCAAGCAACAGUGUCUAGUAUUCUGUCAAAAACCCGAGACGUGAUGGGGGACCCUGGAAGUGAUACCGGCAAUGAUACCACUCCAACUGAUAACGACAACUCGGACUCCGAGGACAGCGAACAAGACCACAAAGAGAAAAAGGGCAAUCGCAGAGACGAAAGCGACAGUACCAAACUCCAAGAAGAUGACAACACCCAGUAUGAUGAGUUUCAAAAGAUGCAACCGUUCACGAACCAAGCAAGCUUUCCCGUUUCUGAGAAAUCCAUCGAGUGUGAUUGCUUUAACGAGUCCCUUCAAGAUCUUGUCGCAUGCCUUGGGCGAAGCAACACCGGGUGGAUUAGUAUCGACUGUCUCGGGAGAAGGUGGACUUCAGAGAGUAAGGAGAGCAAGAUAAGGACCACAGUAGUGGUUAGCUUCUCGGAACUUCCCGACCGGGCCGAGGAACUCAGAAGGGACCUUCAGAUGGCCAUGAAGGGCAAUGGUCUCCCCGUCGAGCUUAUCCAGGGAAAGGUCGUCAGAUACGUCGCGAACCCGUUUGGAGUCUUAGAGCCACAGACCCCCUUAGUCUGCGGCUCCUCUUGCGCGCCACAUGGGGUUCUGGGAGCGGGCACAGUCGGUGGUUUCAUCACCAUCGAUGGAGACCCGGACCCCGCCGCGGUUUACGCAGUCACCAAUCACCAUGUGGUUGUCAAAGGCGAUGAUAACAACGAGAAGAUACCCUGGACGACGGAACAGAAUAUUGAGUCGCAUCUAGGCCUGACUGAGCAACAGUGUGAGGACUUGGCGGAUCUGGGUCUCGAUAGGUAUGACAGGACAGGCAUUCAUGCGAUUCUAUCACGUCUAGGCUCUUUGAAGCCCAUACCACAAAGAACGUAUGGCAACGACCGCAAGUCCUACCUCAUUCACCUGGCUAGGCAGUUCUUGAACUAUUGGAACGAGCAUCUCACGGACCAUCAAAUCGGCCAACAGAGACGAAGGCAAAUGCGUCAGUCAAUUCGGCAAGAGAUUUCACAAUUCUGGGUUCCUGGGCAAAGAACUCAUCAUCGUCAACAAUUCCGGCUGACUAUCGGAAACAACGGACUGGAGGACUUUGAAACUGAUUUGCUGGAAGACAUGAGAGCUUUCUUGAACCUCCAUUGUUAUGAGUUGGAAAUACUUCUGCGGGCCAUCAUCACGAUCUCCACAGAGACGGGACAGGACGGCAUGGCGCUCUUCAGGGAUGUCAUCCAUAUCAGACGGCUUUGGAGAAACCCCCCAAGCCUCACUAGGAUCAUCGAGCACCCAGCAAACAAGGACCUGGAGUUUGCCAUCAGGAGCGUGCGAGAUCUUCUCAGCGUCACUGGAGAACCCCCAAUGCCCCAAGAAGAUACCGAGCAGCGACGUCAACACCUGAUAGAUCUGAAAGAACACAAGACGUCACCUAACAGACUUAUUGGUACCGUGUGGGCUUCAAGUGGAACUCAUUACUAUGAAUGGAACCCCGAAUCGCCUCUCCUCGUGAAGGAGGACUGGGCACUGAUUAAGCUCUUCCGCGACGAUAACCAAGAGUUCCGAAACGGGUUCAGAAACCUUUUGCGACCAAAUUUCCCGGAGAACCAGUUCGCCGGUGUGAGGGAGCUUCCUGAGCCCAUCCGUAUCGACGUCACCAAAAGGGGGAGAACCACAGAUCUCACUGCAGGGGUCGUCAACGGCGCCCGAUCUGUCAUCAACCUAGGCCGUGGCAUAAAGAGCGCGUUUGUAAUCGUUUCCAAGCCUCCUAUUACGCAGUUCUUUUCAGCCAAAGGGGACAGCGGAUCGUGGAUCAUGGACAGAGCUGGUCGAUUGGUAGGCAUGAUGUGGGGAGGGCGUGAGAUGUUCGUUCAGAAAACGCAGAAUAAAGUGAUAUGGGGCGACCUUGACGGCUACAAAUCCCAUGAAUUCGACGUUCAGGAUGUUACCUACUUUACCCCCACCAGCUACUUGUUCGGCUGGAUCGAGAAGAGUUUCAAAGAAUGGAGGAACGCAUCUGGGGGGGACCUACCUGAACAUUUCGAAGGGAGAGUUCGGCUUUUUGGUUAG